AUGUCGUCACAUUUAAGACCAAACGAAUCCAGUGACCAUACGAAGCGAGCGCACAGUGUCAGCACACAAGGCUCUAAAAGUCCAUCCGAGGACUUUAGCAAACAAAUCAAGUCUGAAGAGCAUGCUACGCGUAAUCGAGCUCUAUCGUCACAUGGAUCCGAGGAAGAAGGUCAAGAAUUCGAUCCCAAAAAAUAUGGCGUUCCCUCCGAGAAUGCUUCUGAUGCUUCUGGCUCUUUCAACUUUGAUAUACAAGGUGUAGAUAGUAAGGUUGUCGCUAAUACACUGGCCUAUGACGAUUUCGUAGAUGAUACUCAAACAGGAAGUCCUGUCGGUAGUGGCGUCUUCACAGAACAACCAUACCUUCACCCAAUUGCUCAAAGUGAAAUCAUCGACUUGCCCAUUCCGAGAUUGGAGGAACCUUCUUUUUCUGAUUACACUGAGUUGAGGAAUGAUAGAUCUCGCUUGAAGGACCUGGAUAUGCGAAUGGAGGACGUAUUGAGGAAAGCAUCAAAAACUUCAUACUGCGAUGCUCACCAAAGGUAUGAUUACAAUGAAGGAAGGGUUAUUUCGUUGUGCUUGACCAACAAGAUUGAGGAGAAGGAAAAAACUACUAGUCAAUGUAAGGAUCUCUUGUCCUGUCUCGAAUUCUCGAAGAUCAUCAAGAAUCGAGGAAGAUUGGAAGAUAUAGCAGAUCCCAUGAUGCAUACCUUGUGCAGCCUCGAUCAAUCAAUGGAAGCUGGUAUCUCCGAAAUGGAUAGAAGAACGUUUAACAAAACUUAUGUGGCUCAAUACAAUGCACACAAAUCUCGUCAAGAGGAACAAGAGAGAUGGAACAAAUAUUCCACUUCUGAUAGAUGUCGCAUCGAUGAAGAAAACGUGGAGAAAUAUGAAACAGACCAAGCCCAGUCUACCGAAGUACAGCAAACUCAGCAGCCUUCCAGUGCUAGCAACGUCGUAUCGACCAUAAACCCUUCGCAAUUGUUUAUGUGA
Kwoniella shivajii is the source of this 990-nucleotide messenger RNA. RefSeq lists its product as uncharacterized. The transcript has 6 exons. Bases 1 to 990 code for a protein of 329 amino acids. The record is from RefSeq and is a predicted model, not a curated record. Lineage: Eukaryota; Fungi; Basidiomycota; Tremellomycetes; Tremellales; Cryptococcaceae.